Labrus bergylta (ballan wrasse) is the source of this 3723-nucleotide messenger RNA. Its product is annotated as leucine-rich repeat-containing protein 52. Lineage: Eukaryota; Metazoa; Chordata; Actinopteri; Labriformes; Labridae. Gene Ontology annotation, cellular component: voltage-gated potassium channel complex. The record is from RefSeq and is a predicted model, not a curated record. Gene Ontology annotation, molecular function: potassium channel activator activity; voltage-gated potassium channel activity; transmembrane transporter binding.
AUACACAGAAAUACCCACCUACACACAGUAUUCUCUGACUGUGACGAUCAGAGGACAGAGAGAAGUUAGGUACUCUGGAGAGAAACACCUGGUGAUGUAAUAACAGUCCUGCCCACUGUGUGUGUGUGUGUGUGUGUGUGUGUGUGUGUGUGUGUGUGUGUGCAGUUGGAGGGUCACAGACUUAGCGCUGCUCAGUCUCUCACAGUCUCUGAGCAGAGCGGAAGCACGCGCUCCCCCAUCAGUCUACCGGACAGCGGAGCAGCAUAGCCCACCUAUCCCAACACCUUCACCCCCUCACCACCCAUCUGGCCUCACUGACCCGCUGAAGGACGACAGGGAGAGGGAGUCCUGCGGAGAGCAGCAGCAGAGUCUCGUGCGGAAUUCUUUUUCUUCUUGUCCUCUGUUUUUGUUUAGAAAGUAAAGCAGUGCGCGCACAGAUGAGUCACCGCUGGGGGGUCCACGUCAGUGUGCGGCUCUGCGGGUCUGCAGGGUCUCUGCCCGGUCCGCGUGCCUCGGUCACCUUCUCGACGAUGUGUGGUGGUGACGCGCGCGGAGACGAGUGCGCGUGAGUGACGGGCAGAGCGUGUGUGUGUGUGUGUGUUUGUGUGCGUGAGUCUGUCUCAUGCAGGAUGUCCGCGGAGCUCCGGCUCCAGCUCAGCCGGUCUUCAUGACGCUGCGAGCGGCCUCGUCAUGCGUCUCGUGCCCGCUCCGCGCGCUCAGUCUCUCCGGCUGCUCUUCCUCUUCCUCUUCGUGAUGGGGGUCGCCCCUUCCCCCGCGCUCACGGCCGGAUGUCCGGACCGCUGCGUGUGUGACGACCAGCUGGUGGUCCAGUGCGCGGGGCAGGACCUGCUGCAGUUCCCCGCGGACCUGCCGCUGGCCACGCGGCAACUCAUCCUCUCCAACAACCGGAUCGGUGACCUGCCCGCGCUGCAGCUCAACUACCUGUCCGACUUGGUCUACCUGGAUUGCAGCAACAACUCUCUAAGCGAGAUCUCAGAGUCAACAUUCGGGAACCUGCGGAAGCUGGCUUACCUUGACCUGUCUUUCAACGUGCUGCUGCAGGUCGAGGACCGGACGUUCGGUCCGCUGGCGUCUCUGGUGAUGCUGCGGCUGACGGACAACCCGGGUCUGGCAGAGAUCCAUCCGGACGCCUUCUCGGAGAACCUGGCCCUGCAGGUCCUGGAUGUGAGCCGGAAUAAUCUGACGGUCCUGAACAUCAGCAGCUUGAUCGCUCUGCCCGCGCUGCGCUCCCUGGGACUCAGCGGGAACCCCUGGAGCUGCGACUGCGACACUGAGGACCUGUGUCUGUGGGUCCGUAUAGAGGGCUACAAGUUUCAAGAUGAAGGUCAGACAGUGUGUAGCAGUCCUCCCGAGCUGAUUGGUCAGCGGUUGGCGGAGGUCGGUAUGCAGCUGCGGGCCGACUGUCACCAGGGUCUGGGCUAUUGGGACUACCUGUUCUUCAUCGCCAUUGGCUUUGUCAUCUUUUCGGCGGGCACAGUGUCUGCAUGGGUGAUGGGCGUGCUAAUGGUGCUGUACGAGCGCUACACCAAGAGGAAGAGUGAGGAGCUGGACAGUGACGAUGAAGAGGAGAGAGGAGGGCUGGGAGGAGGAGGGGGAGGGGAGAACCAGGAGAACGGAGAUCUGAACAAACCAAACAUGCAGGUGUGAGGGACUGAUGAACUACAGGAUGAGGACACAAGGACAUUAGGACAUGAGAAAAACACGGACAUAAAGACACAAGGACAUGAGGAUAAAAUGACAAAUGAAAAUGUGGAUACGAGGACAGAAGGAUGUGAGAAAAGACAUGGAGGACAGGGAGACCAAAGGCCUGUCUCUCCCUCUUUGUGAGAGUGAGACAGUUUGUGAAACUCUCACAAUGAAAAGAGCAAUUAAGAUUAUUGACAGCAAUAAGUACACACACAAACACACAAAUACACACACACAUGCUGAAUGUAAUAAUAACUAAUUAACUGUAGUGCUUGUUCAUCAUGAUGGUUCUCUGUGGAGGUCUGAUAACAGUGUGUGUGUGUGUGUGUGUGUGUGUGUGUGUGUGUGUGUGUGUGUGUGUGUGUGUGUGUGUGUGUGUGAGUGUGUGUGUGUGUGUGUGUGUGUGUGUGUGUGUGUGUGUGUGUAAAUGGGAGAAUCUGAUCCUUCUGAUGGUCAGUGAAGGUAUCAUUAGUCAAGGUUUUAUUUUCUAAUGGAUUCAAUAACUAGAUGAUGAUGAUUUGUUCUCACUGUAUACAUAAAGUGUGCUUAAAGAAUUCCACUAGCAGUUUUCAAAGAGCAAAAGAACACCUGUUUUUACCUGCAUUCAUGUACGGGUGUAUUGAGGGGUGUGUCUGUUCACCUUGAUAUCAUUGAAUGUUGCAGUUAUGUUUCAACACUUCUGACCUCAGUCAUCAUAAGUCAGGUUUUUAUCCAGAUGUCGCACAAAUUUUAUAUGAACUAAGAGUAAAUCAGUAAAAACAAAUCGUGAAUUGUUUCAGGUUUCUACAAAGACCCCAAGAGGCAGGGGUGGUAAAUAAUUAAAAAUGUAAUUUCAGGUGUGUGCAGAAAAGUAUCUUCUGAGUAUAGGAAAAAAGUUGUGUACAGAAUUUAUUUUUCUUUAGAUCAAUUGAAAGUGUUGCUUUUACAAAUACAAAUUUUAGUGACUUUAGUGUAACUUGUUAGGUACAGUGACAAGUGUAGACAGGUGGACAAGAGCUCCACAGCUGAAAUAGGACACCAUCAGAAAAAUUCCAGUACUGAUCAUAGCUAACAGGUCAUCAAACUGGACCUGGUACUGAUCCUAGCCAACAGGUCACAGGUGUUCUCAUUGAUGGUCACAGGUGUUGUCAUUGAUGGUCACAGGUGUUCUCAGUGAUGGUCACAGGUGUUCUCAUUGAUGGUCACAGGUGUUGUCAUUGAUGGUCACAGGUGUUCUCAGUGAUGGUCACAGGUGUUCUCAGUGAUGGUCACAGGUGUUCUCAUUGAUGGUCACAGGUGUUCUCAUUGAUGGUCACAGGAGUUCUCAUUGAUGGUCACAGGUGUUCUUAGUGAUGGUCGCAGGUGUUCUCAUUGAUGGUCACAGGUGUUGUCGUUGAUGGUCACAGGUGUUCUCAGUGAUGGUCGCAGGUGUUCUCAGUGAUGGUCACAGGUAUUGUCGUUGAUGGUCACAGGUGUUUUCAGUGAUGGUCACAGGUGUUCUCAUUGAUGGUCACAGGUGUUCUCAGUGAUGGUCACAGGUGUUCUCAGUGAUGGUCACAGGUGUUCUCGUUGAUGGUCACAGGUGUUCUCGUUGAUGGUCACAGGUGUUCUCAUUGAUGAUCACAGGUGUUCUCAUUGAUGAUCAGGUGUUCUCGCUGAUUGUCACAGGUAUUGUCGUUGAUGGUCACAGGUGUUCUCAGUGAUGAUCACAGGUGUUCUCAGUGACGAUCACAGGUGUUCUCAUUGAUGAUCACAGGUGUUCUCAUUGACGAUCACAGGUGUUCUCAUUGAUGAUCACAGGUGUUCUCAGUGAUGAUCACAGGUGUUCUCAUUGAUGGUCACAGGUGUUCUCAUUGAUGAUCACAGGUGUUCUCAUUGAUUUUCACAGGUAUUGUCGUUGAUGGUCACAAGUGUUCUUAGUGAUGGUCACAAGUGAAUAAAGACUGGUGGAUGACUGACAGUCAGAGGGUUAAAACUGUUUCUUUUUGUGACUGUAUCCUGUGUGUGUGUGUGUGUGUGUGUGUGUGUGUGCGUGUG